CUCACAAUGAGUGUCACUGAGGUCAUACCAGCUCGAGGAACGCCGUGGGAUUCUACGAAUGUUAAAGCUUAAUCUUUUGAAUCAUUUCUGUGGUGGGAUCCAUCCUCUGCAGGUAGCUCACAGGCCAGUAACAGCAUGAAUAUGGGUCAAAGGUGGUACAUGGGCAAAGAUCAGUCACUGGUAGCUUAUUUAAGUCGCUUGAUGCGAUAGAGUCACUGAGUUUACACCAUUCAGCUCAAAGAUGAGGGCUUGUAUUGGAGCAGCAUGGAGCUUUCGCAGUCUGUUCAUCAUCAUUCUAACACCACUAUUAAUGCUACCGCUUCCCCUUGUUAUCAACACAAAGGAGGCUCAAUGUGCAUUUACGCUGGUGCUGAUGGCGGUGUUCUGGAUGACCGAGGCAUUGCCUUUGUCUAUCACGGCUCUUCUUCCAGCACUUUUCUUUCCUCUUUUCGGCAUUAUGAAGUCCUCAGUGGUUGCACCAAUGUAUUUUAAAGAUUUCCACUUACUCCUGCUUGGGGUUAUCUGUCUCGCAACCUCAAUUGAGAAGUGGGGUCUGCAUCGGCGUAUUGCUCUCAGGCUUGUCACAAUGGUUGGAGUAAACCCUGGCAUGUUGAUGCUGGGCUUCAUGGUAGGCUGUGCUUUCCUCUCCAUGUGGCUGAGCAACACCUCCACAGUGGCCAUGGUGAUGCCGAUAGCAGAGGCCGUGAUGCAGCAGGUCAUGAGUGCAGAGGGCCAGGUCAGCAGCCAGCAGGAUAAGUCACUGAAAGGCAUCUGCAAUCCUGCACUCCAGCUGGAAGGAGAUGCAGAGAAUCAGUGUGAAAAAGCCAAAGAUGAGAACAGCACAGGGGUAGUGUUCAAGGAUGUUGUUAUUACUGUCCCCGAGGAGGAUCAUUCCACAGAGGCUCUGCCAAGUUCUCCGUUACACUCAAACUACAGAACACAUCAAGAUCAAAUGAUGUGUAAAAGUUUGUCUCUGGCCAUUGCCUACUCUGCAAACAUGGGUGGACUGGCAACUCUGCCAGGAACAUCUUCAAAUCUUAUCUUUGCUGAAUAUAUGCAUCAAUUUUACCCAGAAUGCAAGUCCAUCAAUUUUGGAAACUGGUUUAUUUUCUCUCUGCCUGUCUGCAUUAUUGUCCUGUGUUUGUCUUGGAUAUGGAUACAUUGGCUGUUUUUGGGCUCUAAUUUCUGCUCCGCGCUGUCCUCCAGAAGCAGACGUUCUGAGCGAGAGAUUGCAGCAGCCAAGCAUAUCAGAGAUCAGUACAAUGCACUGGGGAGCAUGAGCCGACAGGAGAUGAUCACCCUUGUUGUUUUCAUCCUGAUGGCAGUGCUCUGGUUUGUGAGAGAGCCGGGCUUCAUGCCAGGUUGGGCAUCUCUGUUUCCUGACUAUCCAGGAUAUGCAACUGACGCCACUGUGGCUCUCCUUCUGGGCAUGUUGUUCUUCAUCAUCCCUGCUAAGACGCCCACUGUAGAUAAUUAUGAUGCUAUGAUAUCAUGGAAGGAAUUCCAAGCCUGUAUGCCGUGGGAGAUCUGUCUGCUUGUGGGAGGGGGUUUUGCAUUAGCAGAGGGCACCAAGGUAUCUGGUUUAUCCACUUGGGUUGCAGAACUGAUGAGUCCAUUGGGGAAUCUCCCUGUAUUGGUCAUUGUCACUAUUGCUUGUCUGAUUGUCACGUCCAUUACGGAAGUGGCUAGUAAUCCAGCCACCAUCACCAUCUUCCUGCCCAUACUCGCGCCAUUAGCUGAAGCCAUCAACGUCAACCCCCUCUACAUGCUAAUACCAGCAACUCUUAGUGUGUCAUUUUCCUUCUUGCUUCCUGUUUCCAAUCCUCCAAAUGCCAUUGUCUUUGCAUAUGGGCAUGUAAAAAUCAUGGAUAUGGUCAAAGCAGGACUGGGCUUGAACGUCAUUGGUGUCCUUUCAGUGCUCUUAGCUAUCAGUACGUGGGGAAGACCAAUCUUUGUUCUGGAUACUUAUCCAGACUGGGCUCCUACCUAUGGCAUGACAAAUGCAACUGGGUUCUAAACUGCUACAGUGUCUAAUGUAAAUAAGGAUGAAAAGCUUACAGUAUCUUAGUAUCUUGAUUAAUGUGCUCCAUUUCUCCCUGUUCUGUGGGUAGUAAAUGUAAAACAGCACUACUGUAUGUAUAUAACUUUAAUUCAACAGUAAAAGUAUCCAUAUUUUGUAACAGUGUUCCAUAUGUACUCUGAAGAGGUUUGUGUAAAUGAGCUGAAUGGAUGUUGUAUAGCUAUUUUGUAUUGGAGAUACUAUAAUAACUACUUUUAAAAAAUACUAGUUUUAUUUUUAUAUGCACCUUUUAUACAUGCAGCUCAUAUCUUAACAAAGUGGG
Messenger RNA from Ictalurus furcatus (blue catfish), 2342 nucleotides. RefSeq names its product solute carrier family 13 member 1 (gene slc13a1). The transcript is spliced from 15 exons. NCBI's taxonomy places the organism in Eukaryota, Metazoa, Chordata, Actinopteri, Siluriformes, Ictaluridae. Gene Ontology annotation, biological process: monoatomic anion transmembrane transport. Gene Ontology annotation, molecular function: sodium:sulfate symporter activity. The record is from RefSeq and is a predicted model, not a curated record. The coding region runs from base 242 to 2017 and encodes 591 amino acids. Gene Ontology annotation, cellular component: membrane.